Messenger RNA from Gongylonema pulchrum, 906 nucleotides. The record is from the annotation of a GenBank genome assembly. NCBI's taxonomy places the organism in Eukaryota, Metazoa, Nematoda, Chromadorea, Rhabditida, Gongylonematidae.
AUGCGAGCAUCAGUCGCGCAAACGAACGGCACUGAAACGAGAACAUUGCGAUCACGAAAAUCUGCUCGAGCAAUGGAACAAAAAGAGGAUACACCGAAAAAAUCUGCUAACAGACCUGGUGUGGUGCAGUUGGAAAACGAAACACAUUGCACAGUAGUUGUUGUAGAAGUUGCAGAUGUGUUACGUCGACCUCUGAAAUGUGAAAAUAACGGAACACCACCGCUCCCGGCAUUAACAGCUUAUGGCAAUUCUGAAGAACAGAACUCCGCUUCCAAAGAUGCCGAAAGUAGCGGCUCAGAAACAGCGGGCUCAUGUGAGACACCUUCAAGAGCCGAUGAGUAUAAUCAAGCGGAUCGAAAAGACGAAAUUCAGCGACUUAUUUCCGGAAUUGGACAACAAGAGAUGCCACAACUGGAUAAUGAAUCUCAGGAUGCUACAUGUGCGCAGGAUUUGGAUGUUGAAGCGAGCCCGACGACCACAUCCUCAGAUGAUAAGCCACCGCAACUCAUUGCUGCAAAGUGUCCGUCGAAUUCACCAGAUACAUUGGACGAGGAAAGUAGCCGGGAUGAUCUUGGUGAUAACACGUCACCACCUCCUCUCGAAAGCAUGUUCAGUGGUAUAACUUCAGAAGCCGGCCCCUCGGUGAGCAAGAAAAGCUGUUCGGAAACGGAUUGGGCGAAGCGAAUGACCGAAAUGCUGGGCGAAUUGCACCCGAGCCAAUUCAUGCAAGCAAAAGAAACUAUUUAUUCAACAACGGUAAAGGUACUUGCGCAGGAAAUCACCUCUGAUGUGUCGUGCUUGUUGAAUCUGAUCGAGAGCCAGGAGCGUCGCGCAGCUGCCUUUGAGCGAAUUCUGAGUGAUCUGCGAAAAUUGAAGUCAGAUCACGCUCCUGAUUCGAAUCUCUAG